Paramuricea clavata is the source of this 4747-nucleotide messenger RNA. The record is from the annotation of a GenBank genome assembly. NCBI's taxonomy places the organism in Eukaryota, Metazoa, Cnidaria, Anthozoa, Malacalcyonacea, Plexauridae.
AUGGAUCAAAAGAAAAAUAAGAGAAAGGCAAGCUCGCCAAGUAUUGGCAAAGUGGAGGGAAAAACAAAACGGAGAAAAAUAGACGGAAAGGAAAAGACUGUGGAUUUAGUAAGGAAACUUUUAGAUACUUUAUCCGAUGAGAAAAAACGCGAACAAAGUAUUAGACAAUUAGCAAAAAUGAUUGAAGGUAAUAAUAGAAAAGAUAAUUUACGUAAACUAGCGGGUAUGUACGUAGAGCGAAAUAAUCAAAAAAAUAAGUUAUCUAAGUUAGCCGGUAUGGUAAAAAAUAAUCGUCGUACGCGGGGUAGUUAUGUUAUUGAGGAUAGAGAUAUCCGUGAAUUGGCACGCAUAGUUAAAAGUAGAAGUAAUAUGAAUAUUCCCAAGACAGUUUUUAAUAUAGACUUAUUGAGAACACAUGUGCGUUUUGGUUAUAAUGAAUAUAUAUACAAUGUAGACAUUGGUAGUGAGCAUUUGCAUACGCUACCUGAUUUUUAUAAUAAUUUGCGUACAGUAUUUGAAUAUUUAUUAAACUGUAUGCAUUAUUAUGCGGAGACGAAUACCGACAAAGCAAGGUUCUAUAUUUCUAAUGCUCCACGUACAGCUUUUUCGACUGCAAUUUUAUCGGUAUCUGAUUUUACUACAGAUAUGUUUUUUGACAUUUUCGAAAGACACAUGCAAAGUAACGCACAAGAGGUUAUAAAUAAUGGUUGGCACACGACUGUUAGUUUGUAUAUUUUCCCGAAUACGUAUGCUAGACGCCACCCAAGAAAAAACAAAAAACAAAACAAAACCGUUGAAAUUUUACGCUCAUUUAGGUAAGAGUAAUGCGGAAUCGGGUCGUGGUAAAAAAAAUGAGGUGGCGACUAAACAUGGUAGGGAAGUCCGCCAUGGUGUUUUUCAGAUCGGCAAGGGCAAUGUUACAAAUACUUGUUUGGCUUUAUCUCUUCUGGUGGGUAUAUCCCAUUUACAUUCGGGUGAAAAAAUGAGUAAGUUACAACGUAAUAGAAACACGACCUUGACAGAACUAUACGACGACGACGACAUAAAGAAAGUAUAUGCGGAAUCGGGUUUAAAUGUGGGCGCGGUUCGUGUUGAUCAAUUACAUUUAGUGUAUACGGGGUAUUUAAAACCGCAGGGUGUGGAUUUAGUUGUUUUUUCAAAAGCAAAAGAUGAUACUGUGGUGUACGAUUCCCGCUUGGACGAUUCGGGUGUGGUGGCUCGAAUUACAAAGCAAAUUAUCUAUUUAUGGUUGAAUGAUUCACAUUAUGAUUUGAUAUUAGACCCGAAUGUAUUUUCUCGUUGUAGUAGGGGUAAAUUUUGUUUUACAUGCAUAAAAUAUUUUAAACGGAAUGAAACUGUGGAUACUCAUACGUGUCGAACGUCAAGUACUUGUCAACGUUGUUAUGCUUCAUUAGUAAAAUGCCCGAAGCAAGCAGGUGUUAAGCAACAGUGUACUGAGUGUGGUAUUUUUUUCAUUAAUUCGGAAUGUUUCGUAAAACAUUUAACACAACGUAUAUUUAAGACCUCCUGUAAUCGUAUGGAGACUGCGUGUAAUCGGGGUUUUUUUUGCAAAACCUGUUAUAAGAUAGUUCCACGAAAAAUGUUCGUGAGUAAGGGGAAAUUUAAAAAUCAUAAUUGUUCCGAAGUGUUUUGUUUGCACUGUAAUAAGUUGGUAAAGGGAGAUCAUUAUUGUUAUAUAAAACCGAUACGUAUUGCAAACGAGAGUAAACACCCGACAUUAUAUUUUUACGAUUUUGAAACACGCAUGAAUAGUGAGGGUUAUAUGGUGCCGUUUUAUUGUGCAGUUCAAAAAGUUUGCGUUGUUUGUGAUGAGAUGCCUUUUGUAAAGACAUAUGAAUAUUUUUCCCCAUCCCGCAGAUCAUCGUUGUGAUAUAUCUAUAGAACCUGUCGAGUGUUGUGGAUAUAGACAGUAUGUGUUUGAGAAAAAUAAUGCCGAUAUAGUGGAAGAUUUAAUGAAUUUUAUAAUGGAACAACCGAAGGGUAGCGUGUGGAUUGCACAUAAUGGUGGUCGUUUUGAUAGUAUAUUUUUAAUGAACGAGUUAUUGGUAAAGAGACGGAUUGUCCCUCGUGUAAUUAUGAACGGGAAUAAGAUUAUGUGUAUCGAAUUGGAAGAACGUAAUUUGAAAAUUAUCGAUAGCUUUCUUUUUGUUAGUAUGAGAUUGAGUAUGUUUCCUAAAGCGCUGGGUAUUAAGGAUAUUACAAAGGGUUUCCAUCCGUAUUUAUUUACGGAUUUAAAUUAUGUGGGUCCUAUGAUUGGUUUAGAAUAUUUUGAACUGCCUCCCAAAGGCAGUGAAGAACGUGGAAAGUUUGAUAAAUGGUAUGAGGAGCAAAAAAAUAAAACCUAUGUAUUUCGUGAAGCAAUCUAUUAUUAUUGUCGGUUGGAUGUCGAUAUAAUGAGACAGGGUUGUAUAAUUUUUGCUCGUUUAAUCAAUAAAGUUACGGGUGUUUUACCCUUUUAUGACAGUACUUGUCAUACGGUAGCUGGUUUGGCGCUUAAAAUUUAUCGUAGUAAUUAUUUGCAAAAAAACACGAUUGGGCAAAUACCCGCAAAUGGUUAUGGAGGUGUAAAAGUAAAUCAAAGUGCCAUUGCGUUAUGUUGGUUGCGAGAAAUUGAAGAGGAAUUAAGGGGUUGUGACUUUAUUCUUGAUAGUCGUUUAUCUGUUAAGGGCGAGCAGAAAAUUCUUAAUUAUUACGUACAGGGGCGGAUCUAGGGUAAGUCCAAUCAGUCGCGUGACUGACGUAUUUUUUGCAAAGAAAUAAUUAAUUUAUUAUUUCGAAAUUUGAAUAAUUAAUUCCCGAAUAUAAUAUGAAAUUCAUAUCAUAGUCCAGUAUACGUCUUUACGAGCUCAGUUUUGAAUUAAAUAUAUGCUUUAUCUAGAGCAGCGGUAAAACGCAAGAAUCUCGCAGAAUCGGGUGGUCGUUAUGCUCAUUUGAUUGGUCGAGAGGUCAUUUGGACUUAUCUCGACUGAUCUGUGGGGUGGCCGGACUGAUUUGCACUUUAAGGGAGUCUUUUUCAGUCCAUUUCGUUCCUUUGAUUGGUCAAUUUGAAAAUAUUGUGGGGAGGUCGGACUGAAUUGCAACUUAAGGGAGUUUUUAUGGGGUGGUCCGACUGAUUUGCACUUUAAGGGAGUUUUUAUCAGUCCAUUUCCUUCAUUUUGAUUGGUCAAUUUGAAAUUAUUGACAAUUUCUAUUGGUUCAUUUUUUUGGACUGAUUCGGACUUAUUCGCGGCAGGGGAUAUCAGUCCUUGAAAAUUGCGAAAUUCAUGCAAAGCAGUCUUUCAUAUUCCCGUAUACGAAGGUUUUUCAUAGUUGGGAGAAUUAUUUUACGAUGUCGAGUAUUUAUAUGUACGCGGCCGAUUUUACGAAACGAUUUAACGGCCUUUAAUAAACUUGAAUUGUCUCUGAAUGAGGAUUAUUGUGGGGCAGCUAAGAUAUCAAGCGAGCAGCUUUUAUAAUGUUGUUCUGUUCAACAACGAGAAGGCACUAAGUUGGGACUUCUCUGCUGCGUGCUUCACAAUAAAUCACAAAGAUCAUGGUCGUAAUUUGAAUGGUAAAGCCAAAGGGAAAGUGUGCACUGCUAUAAUGUAUGAAAAUAUCCAAAAUUAUGAAACAGAAAUGAAUAUAUUGCAAUGUAUCUUGUAUGAUAAAUGCGAAGUUGAAAUAUAACACGCUUUAAUACAUUUUUACACGCAAUCGACUUGCAACUUACAAUGCGCUUUCGGGCCUUAUAGCUUUCCUGCUGUAUUUAUAAUUUAUAAAUGCAUUGUUCAUUAUAAAAAGGGCCAGAAUAGAGCAUUGGCAUUGGAGGGUUAAAACAAUAUAAUUUGGAUGAUUUGCAUUGCAUGAAAGAUUUGCGAUGAAUAUCGUUAUAAUAUACAAGUGAUAUUUAUAGCAUAUUGUAAUUCAUUGAAUAAAAAAUGCAUUUUACAAAGUAUAACUGAAAUAUUACUCUUUAUUUUGCUUGAAAAUUUUGAUUCACAAACAGCGAGUUAUAUUGGAUCGGCCAUUGGUAUCAUAUCACUUCAAUUUGCGAAGGAUUUCAUGAGCCAAACUCAAAGGCUAUUGAAAGUUGAAACUACAUGAUGUGUUUUGUAAUAUGACCCUCCGUUAGUAAAUCUAAUUCCGAGGACUGGGAGAAGGCACGUUUGUGAGAUCAUAAAAAAAGCAUGUGCUUGAUGUACUUUAUAAUCUUUGGAAUUCUGCAAAAUCUCACCGCCAAAACGCUUGAAAUCGCAUUUCAGAGACUCUAGAUUUCAAAAUUUUCCGGGGGGCAUGCCCCCAGACCCCCCUAGCAAGUCUCACGCCUUCGGCGUUCGACUUAUGUUUGAAAAAUCCUAGUUCCGCACCUGAUUACGUAGAUGGGUAUUGUGCACAGACUAACACUAUUUAUCAAUUUCAUGGGUGUUUUUAUCAUGGUUGUAAAAAACGUUAUGAUGCCGAUACAUAUAACGCCAUAUUAAAUGAACGUUUUUUUGUGUUACGUUCGCGAACAGUUCGUUUGACAACGUUAUUUAGACAACACGGAUACAAAGUUAUUGAGAAAUGGGAGUGUGAUUAUAAGGAAGAAAGAGAGAUAACCGAUAAUUAUUUAGAUCGUAUUAGGUUAACUGAUUUUUUUAUAUAUCUUGACUUAAACCCUCGAGACGCUCUUUUCGGUGGGCGUACAUCGCCAGCUGUGUUAUAUUAUGAUUGUAAUAGGGGUGAGAAAAAAAAAGAUAUUUUAUGA